AGGUGGGGUUUAGAGUAUACAUUAGUGUCCGACAGAAUACUUGGAAAAAUUCUCUGUGCCACAAUGCACAGGAAAUAGUUAAAAACGUGACGAUAUUUCCAGAAUUUGCCAGCUUCCGGGAAAAAUAUUCGCAUGAGUAAGCUCAUAAUAGCUGGUUGUCUGUGGAUGACUCAAAGUCAAUUGAAUUUAUUUGCUAUUCGUUUGUUUACUGUUCGUCUACAACAUAACAAAACAUAAGAAAGGAGAACAGAAGUACCUACAUCAGGCUGAAAAUAGCUCUCACUGAUGACGGAAGAUCGUUCAUCCACUAGCAGCACUAUUAAUGUCGGGUCUAGGUGUAGUGAGUUGGCUCUGUGCCAAACAAACCUUGUCAUACAGAGGCUAAAAGAACAGGAUCCUCAGCUUAACUUCAACGUUAUCAAGAUGACUACCAAAGGUGAUCAAAUUCUGGACAAAGCUCUGAAUAAGAUUGGCGGUAAAAGUCUCUUCACCAAAGAGUUAGAGAUAGCGCUGGACAAUGGACAGGUUGAUUUUGUUGUGCACAGUUUGAAAGAUCUGCCAACAACCCUACCACCGGGACUAACCAUCGGCGCGGUGAUAAAGCGCCACGAUCCCCGGGACUGCGUGGUACUUCACGCAAAGCACCGGGCAGUGACGCGUCUGUCAGCUCUGCCUGCAGGAUCAGUGCUAGGAACUAGCUCACUACGUAGGAUAGCACAACUCGCCCGCCACUACCCUCACUUGCAAUUCGAGAAUAUUCGAGGUAACCUGAACACCCGGCUGCGUAAACUUGACGAUGAUAAUAAAUAUGAUGGAAUAGUGUUAGCCGCAGCAGGGAUCGAGCGCUUGGGAUGGAAGGACAGGGUUAAUGUGUAUUUGGAGAAACAUGACAUGAUGUACGCAGUGAGUCAGGGUGCAAUGGCUGUCGAGUGCAGAGAAGAUGACGUUGAGACAAUAUCCAUGUUAUCAAAGAUCCACGAUCAGCACACUGCACUGCGCGUAACAGCAGAGCGUGUGUUCAUGAAGGAGCUGGAUGGCGGCUGCAGUGUGCCCCUGGGAACAUGGAGUGUGCUAGAUAAGAAUGAGUUGCAUUUGUCGGGUGCAGUAUUCAGUAUCGACGGUAAAGAGAUGUUGUUUAGCGAACGAACUGAGAGAAUGCCAUCAAACGAGUUCUUGCCUCACCCGCCUGCCCUGUUUCCUACUUCUGAUUUCUUCUCACACCACCAGGUUGACAUGAUACACGGACAAAGACCCAGACUAACAUCCGAUGUGCUCUCAGUUAAGGGACUGUUGAAUAACAACAUCAUAGUUCACAGGACUGGCAUGUGCUGUUCUACUAAUGAUGUUUCCAAGUACGAUUGCGCGGAGCGGUGUGGGUUGCAAAUUGCUGCGUCACUCAUCCGUAAAGGUGCUAGAGAUGUCCUAGAUCGGGCUAGAGCAGCUGGGAAUGCUGAAAAUGUGAAUGAAGCUCCAAAGAAAUUUGUAGUGGAAAAGAAAAGUAUAAUAGAUUCAACUCCAAGGACCGAUGAACAUUUAGUCGAUUCAACACCAGGGACUAGUAGUGAAGGUAUAGUUAGUUUAGAGGAUAUUGUUCCUGAAGUAACGAACCAUAAUUUUAAUUCAUUAGAAGGACCACCGUGUAAAAAAUCAAGACAGUCUAGUUCAUCAUAGAUAAACUUCUCGACCGUUUUCAGAAUUCAAGGUCUUUUCGCAAAUAGGGAUUGAUGUAGAGUUUCUAAAAAUACGCUUUUGUAUUUACAAUUUAGACAAGUAGUUCAUCAUUAUUUGUCUUGGAUUGAUAAGUUAUUAUUUUUACAAGAGUCAUUUUGUCUUUUGAAUGCGCAUUUUACUUUUCAUGACCCUAUAUCUAUAAUUGCCAUUUCCCCAAUGCAGGGUGUGCUUUGUGACCCCAUAUAAUUAAAGCAUGGCCCUUUAACUUGUACAUUUUAUCGUUACCCUCUAUAUUAUACUAAAUAGCCUGAGCAAUUUAUUAAUUUUUAUUCAUUAGUGUAUAAAGUAAAGUAACUUUUACUAAAGUUUCUUUAAGUUAUGAAGUUAUGCCUUAUGGAAACCCAUUACCCGGUUUCUAAGAUCCCAUUUUAGUUUUUAAAAGGAGUAAGUACUCUUUGCAAGGUGAUAGCAAGAUUUUAUAACAUAUCCAAAAAAUAUUCGAUGAUUGCUGGUUUGAGUGAAGAUGGAAAUUAUCGUAUGUUUCUAAAUAAUCCAUUUAAAACUUUUCGGUGAGCAUAAAAACUUUUGUUGAAACUUUCUGCUUUUGUAUUCUGAAAA
Messenger RNA from Bolinopsis microptera, 2289 nucleotides. RefSeq names its product porphobilinogen deaminase-like. Gene Ontology annotation, cellular component: cytoplasm. The transcript has 4 exons. The record is from RefSeq and is a predicted model, not a curated record. Lineage: Eukaryota; Metazoa; Ctenophora; Tentaculata; Lobata; Bolinopsidae. Gene Ontology annotation, biological process: heme biosynthetic process. The coding region runs from base 286 to 1671 and encodes 461 amino acids. Gene Ontology annotation, molecular function: hydroxymethylbilane synthase activity.